AUGGGGUACAAAUGGAACACACUCCUUAGUUAUAAUGCGGCCGCCAGGAAAUUUAUGAAGUAUAAGAUCGCCGUUAAAGAAACACGUUUCGUUUUCCCCAUCUUGGCCGGAGAUCUCUACGGAUUCUGUUACUGGGCCGGGAAAAACAUAGACGAGUAUGACGAACAAGACGUAUGCGCAAAAACCUUGGCAAAGUACUUAUACGGUAUUCAAGCAUGGCACUUAUAUCAUUCCGUGGAAUACCCUGCGGAGUCCAAGGACAGAAUAACAGUCCUCCUCCAAGCAUCCGCACACGCCGACGCUGAAUCGCCGCCUAGGCCAGUAAAAGCCCCAGUGACCAUGGCGCAACUAGUCGCCCUAACCGACCAUCUAGUAUCCGGCGAUGACCAAAGUAAAGCAGUUUUAGACUUGGCCAUAGUAGCGUUUUGGGGGAUGGCAAGGUUAGCCGAAGUUACAUACGACUGCGCCACAGGCCCGCUUCAAAGGACCGCCUCCCUUAUGACCACGGACGUAAGAUUUGUAGAGACUCAAAGCAGCACCGUCGUCGAGUUAACGAUCAGAGGAGCAAAAACAUGCUCCCCAGGGGAAUCACAAAAAAUCCUACUCCAUAGCAUGGCCCAUAUGCUCUGCCCGGUCAUGGCGGUAAAGCGAAGGCUAGGAGAAGCAAGGAAUGAAGAUAUUUCCCUAUUCGGUCAUGGAAACGGUCUCCGCGGAAGGUCUCACCUCACCAAAUCAUCUGUGAGAAAGGUUCUAUCUUCUUCCUGGAACCGCCUAGGAUUUCCCAACCUAACAGGGCAUUUGUUCAGGGUAGGAGGGGCCUCUCUGCACUGUGCUUUAGGUGUCCCAGUCGCGGAAAUUUGUAGACUCGGGAGAUGGACGUCUGGAUGCUAUAAGCUGUACCUCCGGGUGUAUCAGGAAGAGGAUGUUUUGCUACUUUAG
Puccinia graminis f. sp. tritici CRL 75-36-700-3 is the source of this 939-nucleotide messenger RNA. RefSeq lists its product as uncharacterized. Lineage: Eukaryota; Fungi; Basidiomycota; Pucciniomycetes; Pucciniales; Pucciniaceae. The coding region runs from base 1 to 939 and encodes 312 amino acids. The transcript has a single exon. Gene Ontology annotation, molecular function: DNA binding. The record is from RefSeq and is a predicted model, not a curated record. Gene Ontology annotation, biological process: DNA recombination; DNA integration.